This is a messenger RNA of Nerophis lumbriciformis (worm pipefish), 1824 nucleotides long. The record is from RefSeq and is a predicted model, not a curated record. NCBI's taxonomy places the organism in Eukaryota, Metazoa, Chordata, Actinopteri, Syngnathiformes, Syngnathidae.
AUGGCUCUGCAAGGCCCGGAGGAGCUGGGAGAGCCGGUGGAAGAAUCGGAGGACCUGGACGACCAUGACGCCAGUAGUAUCUCCCCGGCCGAGGAGAUAACGCUGCCAACCGGGCCCGGGGGCGAUGAAGAGGACCCAGCGGGGAACACCGUGUUACUGCCCUGGGACCGCUUCUCUGCCUGGCUGCACUGCAUAUGCGUGGUGGGCUUCGACCUGGAGCUGGGACAGGCGGUGGAGGUGAUCUACCCGCACCAUUCCAAACUGUCGGAAAAAGAGAAAACGAGCAUUUGCUACCUUUCCUUCCCAGACUCCAACUCAGGUUGCCUGGGCGACACCCAGUUCUGCUUCCGCUUUCGUCAGGGCUCCAACAGGAAGUCGUCGCUGGCUUUCUUCCUGGAAACGAGCGACAGGGACGCGCCGCCUUGUCUCAAGAGGGAGCAAGGCCAUUAUUAUGGUUAUGUUUAUUUUCGUCAAGUGCGUGACAAAUCUCUGAAGAGAGGCUACUUCCAGAAGUCACUGGUUCUGAUCAGUAAGCUGCCCUAUGUGACCUUCUUCCACUCGCUGCUCAAGAUCAUGGCUCCUGAAUACUUUGAGAAGCACGAACCCUGUCUAGAAGCGGCUUGUAACGACAUGGACCGCUGGCCCGCGCCGCAACCGGGGAGGAUCCUCACCCUGCCUAUCAUGGGCGUAGUCAUCAAGGUCCGCAUCCCCACCUGUUACGACAAACCGGGAACGUCGCAGCUGGUCCAGUCCACUCAGAGUGACAGUCUGGUGUCCAUUGUGCUUCCCACCAUCCAUGAGGUGGACCUCUUCAGGUGUUUCUUUCCAGUUUUCUUCCAUAUCCAGAUGUUGUGGGAGUUGGUGUUGCUCGGCGAGGCGCUUGUGGUCAUGGCGCCUUCUCCGGCCGAGUCGGCGGAAACCGUUCUGGCGCUGGUCAGUUGCAUUUCGCCUCUGCGCUACUGCAGCGACUUCCGGCCUUACUUCACCAUCCAUGACAGCGAGUUCAAGGAGUACACCACCAGGACGCAGGCGCCACCCUCAGUCAUCCUCGGCGUCACCAAUCCUUUCUUCGCCAAGACUCUGCAGCACUGGCCUCACAUCAUCCGAAUCGGUGACAUGAAGCAAGCAGGCGACAUGGUGAAGCAGAUGAAAGUGAAGAAACUGAAGAAUUUGAAAACUCUGGACUCCAAACCUGGUGUAUACACGGCGUACAAGCCGUACCUCAACAAAGAUGAGGAAAUCAUCAAGCAGCUACAGAAGGGUGUCCACCAGAAGCGUCCCUCAGCGGCCCAGACCGCCAUUUUACGCCGCUACUUCCUGGAGCUGACGCAGAGCUUCAUCAUCCCUCUGGAGCGCUACGUGGCCAGCCUGAUGCCGCUGCAGAAGUCCAUCAGCCCUUGGAAGAGUCCUCCGGCACUGCGGGCCUUCGUGCAGCAGGACUUCAUGAAGACGCUGGACAAGGCGGGUCCCCAGCUCACUUCCAGGCUCAAAGGCGACUGGAUCGGGCUCUACAGGCAUUUCCUGAAAUCUCCCAAUUUCGACGGCUGGUUCCGGAACAGGAGGAAGGAGAUGACGCAGAAACUUGAGGCUUUGCACCUGGAGGCGCUAUGCGAGGAGGACCUGCAGCAGAGAGUCCAAAAGCAUUCAGAGGUGGAGACCGUGGACCUGGUUCUGAAAUUGAAGGACAAACUUAUUCAGGCGGAGAGGGAGCGUCUGCCCGUACGCGCCGGGACGUUGGCCAAACUGCGAUCUCACAUCGACGGCGUCAUCCUGGCCUUACCCGAAGACCUCCAGGGGAUCCUGCACAAGCCCGACACGCCCUGA